AUGACAAGACUCACUGAAGUCGCCGAUUACGAUGACGGUGAAACAUCUGGGAAUGUACCAAGUCCACAGUCCAACGCUGGAAAUACUAAUAACUACUAUGGCAGACAACUUCGGACAAGUCAUCUCAGAGUCUGGCCACUGAAAGACUCGGACCGUCAUGUGAGCACGCAUACUCACCGACCGGCUGUUCAGCUUGUCCGCUUUGAUGAAGCGCCCCUCCCUUCUCUGCUCCCGGCCUAUCUGCCAAACUCCUCGGGGUGGCUUCUUCCUCCAACCUCCGGGAGUGCCGGACAGUUGCAUGACAGGCCAACCCGCGUCUUUGGCGCUUGCCUCCCAGGCUCCCAUCUUGCCGGCUUCCCCUUGACCCUUGGCGAUGCACCGGGUCUUUUUUAUCAAGACCCUUCUGUCUCAUUCAUUUCUUUGUCUCUCUGCCAUCCCAAAGGGCACGCAAACAUCUUUUCGUUGCCAUUUGACACAGUGGAGAUUUUUUUUCUUCCAAAACACAAACACGACCUCAUGCUCUUUUCUCUCAGGUCCAUGUGUCGAUCAUUUGGAAGGCCGAAAAGGUGUCCAGAAUUGUCACUUUGCUCCGAUGCCCACCUGCUGGAAGCGACUUGGCUAGAUGGCCUGCAAGAUAAGCAGAAUGUCUGGAUCUUUCUGCUUCAGCGACCGACCUGCCAUCUUGAGUUUACGCCAUUCAGAAUGAAGAUAAAGCUUGCAGGAUCCACAAAGUAA
Molecule: messenger RNA, 735 nt
Organism: Protopolystoma xenopodis
Lineage: Eukaryota; Metazoa; Platyhelminthes; Monogenea; Polystomatidea; Polystomatidae
Source: the annotation of a GenBank genome assembly